Messenger RNA from Gambusia affinis (western mosquitofish), 3732 nucleotides. RefSeq names its product mucin-19-like. The coding region runs from base 86 to 3157 and encodes 1023 amino acids. The transcript is spliced from 7 exons. The record is from RefSeq and is a predicted model, not a curated record. Lineage: Eukaryota; Metazoa; Chordata; Actinopteri; Cyprinodontiformes; Poeciliidae.
GGACACAGGCCAAUCAUACCUGGGAAUAAAACUACCUCUGUUCAAGAACUCAUCUUUUGCAUUAAGAAGAAUAAAAUCUACAGGCAUGGAUAAACGACUGCUUCUCAAUUUUUUGUUGGUGACACUGUCCUUGGAAUUUAUGACCACCUAUGCUCAGACCAAUACAACCACAAUAGCACCAGCUAACAAUGCAACCACAAUAGCACCAGCUAACAACGAAACUACAGCAGCACCAGCGAACAGCCCAACCACAGUAGCACCAGCGGACAACGGAUCUACAGUAGCACCAGCGGACAACGGAUCUACAGUAGCACCAGCCAACAACGGAACUACAGCAGCACCAGCGAACAGCCCAACCACAGUAGCACCAGCCAACAACGGAACUACAGUAGCACCAGCGGACAACGGAUCUACAGUAGCACCAACUAACAACGGAACUACUGUAGCACCAACCAACAGCCCAACCACAGUAGCACCAGCUAACAACGGAACUACAGCAGCAUCAGCCAACAACGGAUCAACAGUAGCACCAGCCAACAACGGAACUACAGUAGCACCAGCCGACAACGGAACAUCAGUAGCACCAGUGAACAACGGAACUACAGCAGCACCAGCCGACAACGGAACAUCAGUAGCACCUGCGAACAACGGAACUACAGUAGCACCAGCCGACAACGGAACAUCAGUAGCACCAGCCAACAACGGAACUACAGCAGCACCAGCCGACAAUGGAACAUCAGUAGCACCAGCGAACAACGGAACUACAGUAGCACCAGCCAACAACGGAACAUCAGUAGCACCAGCUGACAACGGAUCUACAGUAGCACCAGCCGACAAUGGAUCUACAGUAGCACCAGCCAACAACGGAACAUCAGUAGCACCAGCUGACAACGGAUCUACAGUAGCACCAGCCGACAAUGGAACCACAGCAGCACCAGCCAACAACGGAACAUCAGUAGCACCAGCCGACAAUGGAACCACAGUAGCACCAGCAAACAACGGAACCACAGCAGCACCAGCCAACAACGGAUCUACAGCAGCACCAGCCAACAACCCAACUACAGCAGCACUAGCCAACAACGGAACAUCAGUAGCACCAGCGAACAACGGAACUACAGUAGCACCAGCCAACAACGGAACCACAGUAGCACCAGCCAACAACGGAACCACAGUAGCACCAGCCAACAACGGAUCUACAGCAGCACCAGCCAACAACGGAACAUCAGUAGCACCAGCCUACAACGGAACCACAGUAGCACCAGCCAACAACGGGACCACAGUAGCACCAGCCAACAACGGAUCUACAGCAGCACCAGCCAACAACGGAACCACAGUAGCACCAGCCAACAACGGAACAUCAGCAGCACCAGCCAACAACGGAACUACAGUAGCACCAGCCAACAACGGAUCUACAGUAGCACCAGCCAACAACGGAUCUACAGCAGCACCAGCCAACAACGGAUCUACAGCAGCACCAGCCAACAACGGAACCACAGCAGCACCAGCCAAGAACGGAACCACAGCAGCACCAGCCAACAACGGAACCACAGCAGCACCAGCCAACAACGGAACAUCAGCAGCACCAGCCAACAACGGAACUACAGUAGCACCAGCCAACAAACCAACUACAAUAGCACCAGCUAACGGAACCACAGUAGCAAAAGCUAACAACGGAACAUCAGUAGCACCAACCAACAACAGAACAUCAGUAGCACCAGCUAACAACGGAACUACAGCAGCACCAGCCAACAACGGAACCACAGUAGCACCAGCCAACAACGGAACUACAGUAGCACCAACCAACAACGGAACAUCAGCAGCACCAGCCAACAACGGAACUACAGUAGCACCAACCAACAACAGAACAUCAGUAGCACCAGCUAACAACGGAACUACAGCAGCACCAGCCAACAACGGAACCACAGUAGCACCAGCCAACAACGGAACAUCAGCAGCACCAACCAACAACGGAACAUCAGCAGCACCAGCCAACAACGGAACUACAGCAGCACCAGCCAACAACGGAACUACAGUAGCACCAGCCAACAACGGAACUACAGUAGCACCAGCCAACAACGGAUCUACAGUAGCACAAGCCAACAACGGAUCUACAGUAGCACCAGCCAACAACGGAACUACAGUAGCACCAGCCAACAACGGAUCUACAGUAGCACCAGCCAACAACGGAACUACAGUAGCACCAGCCAACAACGGAUCUACAGUAGCACCAGCCAACAACGGAACUACAGUAGCACCAGCCAACAACGGAUCUACAGUAGCACAAGCCAACAACGGAUCUACAGUAGCACCAGCCAACAACGGAUCUACAGUAGCACCAGCCAACAACGGAUCUACAGUAGCACCAGCCAACAACGGAUCUACAGUAGCACCAGCCAACAACGGAUCUACAGUAGCACCAGCCAACAAUGGAACCACAGUAGCACAAUCCAACAUCGCAACCACCGUGGCAUCCGCUAACAGUUCAACCACUGUGGCACCAGCUAGUAAUGCAACCACCGUAGCACCAACCACACUCCCGGCAAUGGCCAGUAUUUCUCGACAAGAAUGUGGCACCUCAAAGCUCUGUGCAGCUGAACCCUCAAAGUGCGAUCCCGCUUCUGGAACCUGCUAUUUCCUUUCUGCCAAGCAACAAAGAGGCCAAACGUACAACUUUGAGCUCUCAGGACCGAAAGAGGGCUACAUUGCUGCUGGCAUGUCAAAUGCUGUAUCUCAGUCUGCCAGUCACAGAGCCUACAUCUGCGCUAACCACAACGGUGCUGUCCGUUUCUUCACUGGCUUCAUCAAUAAUCAGGUUCUAAAUCUGACACAGACACUAAACACAAGCAAUGUGAAGGGAUCAGUCGCCUCUGGAAAAAUCCAAUGUACAUUUUCAGCUGAUCUACCUGACACAACGACACGAGCAGCAGGCUAUGCCAUGUCUAUUACAACUGGUUCUUACAAUCCCACUUCCGGGGAACUGGGAAACGCAAACUUCAGAAUCCUAACACCUCUUGUGAACCUCUCUGACCCUACCACCAACAUCACCAAUUUGCUAGGAAACAACAGCACUUCCUCUGCCUAUCCAGUCACACACACACAGUCAUUUUUGCCAGUUCUGCUGGUCACCGUGUCCAUGCUGGCUUUCACGGCAGUAUGAAGCAGCUUAUCUCCACCAAGUUCAUUUUAUGCUGAUUCAAUGAUUUGUUUUUUUUUAAGAAGAAACUCUUUUCUCUGCUCCGCUGCUUGUUGACAAGUUUGUGAUUCUGAAUCAAAAAAGAAAUGAUGUCACCUGCUUCUUCUUUAGUUCUAUAAAACUAUUUACCCACAGGACUACUGGAAUUCUGCUCUGAGAUGUAAGAGCAAUGUAAAACUUUUCAACAAAUGAGGAAAAAACAGAUUUUUGUCAAGAGUCAAAAAUAUGUCAUCAUCAACAGCAUUUGGGUUUCAAGAUCUGGUUACUUUAGAAGCCCAUUUUACUGGUGCAUGUUGAAAUCUUCAAGUCUUAUUUCUUUUGACACUACAUUGUUCUUUGUUGUAAUAAUGGUGUUAAUUAUUUAGCACUUCCUAAAUUAUGAAGUCUUUAAUGGCUGAUGUGAAUGGACAUGUUAAUACAAUUAACACGUUAAAUGUGGUAACACAUGUUGCAAAUUGAAUAUUUUAAUAUAUAUUUUUAAUAAAAUACUUUGUCAACUUAAUUAUUCAAAUUGAAAUAAAUACAUCUUCCUGAAGGAA